AAUAUCAUCUUUUCUGGAAAAAUACCGUAUCAGCCACACCAGUUAAAGCAACGGUAACAAGGGUUUUUAAUGAACAAGUCGAAUGGUUAAUAGUGAACGGGACCAAAAACGAACGAGAGAAGGCAGAAUAUCUAGAGAGACAGUUCAAAAUUGAUUCGCAGAAAGGUGGUCGAGUAUAUCUUUUUUGGGAAACAGAAAUGCACGCUAAAAAACUUAAUAAAAUAGAAAAGGAUGCCUCUAUCAAGAUUCGUAACUUUCAAGCACAACAUCAUAUUUCUGUUGCAAACCGUAUACUUACGGGAAGAAACACCUUAAAAUCAAAUUUUCUUAAUAUAAGAAAUGACAAUGUCGCUAAUCCUUAUUCCGAAGAGGAUGAUUAUGAAGGACUGACGUUAUUAUUUGAUGAAUCAAAUGAAGAUGCCCUUGUAGAAAGUAUUGACGAAAAAAUACUUGAACAAGAAAACAUAUUACCAGAAGCAAGUGGUGAUAACCUCUCAAAGGAUAAACAAAAAAAUAUGGAUCCGCGUAUCGUUGAAGGUUUUCAUAGAUAUCAAAAGACAAAUCCAAAAACCCGUAGGGUUUUCACCCCCGCAUACUGGGGAGUUUUAGACCUAACUGGAGAAAGCUUGUUUGAUUGCAAACAGUUUACAGAGGAGGACAUAAUUCAAAUAUCGCAAGACUUUGCUGAUAAAAUUUCCUGGAAAACAAUGCCACCAGAAAAGAAUAUACGUGAAUAUUUCGAUAGUAAUUGUGAGAAAAAGAUAGGCGAUAAUUAUAUCAGAAAGCUAGAUGUAAACAUUCAGUUUAUGAAAAGUGAUGUACGUAGUUUUCAAGGAAUGAUGACAGAGGAAGAGCUAAAAAUGAGUUCAACUUUCCCAUUAUUUCGUGGGAUAUUUACUUCUGAUAAGAUUAAAAAUGCAUGGGGAGAAAUUCAAGCUUUGCCCACGAAAUAUGCACGUAACGAAAAGGAAAAUCCGUUUAAAAGAGCACGGGUAGGAAGACGCAUAGAUAUGAAGAGUACUCUCAUCAAAACUUCUAAUAAAUUUGAAGUGAUUUAUGGAGAAGUAGCAGGAGGAUUGGGCCAACUUGGAAUACCUACCGCCUGUCGUAAAAAGCGUUAUCUUGAUAAGAAACGUACGAACUUAAUCAUAUAUGGGUGGCUCCAAUUUGGCCUAGAACUAAAUUUCUAUGCUAUGGACUGGUCAGGAGCCGGUAUAUACAGAUUUGGAUUAAUUGAUCAAUGUAGAUUACCGUCUGAUGGGGAUGAAUUUGGGAUUCUUGAGGACGCGUACUGUAUCCUUAAAUUGCUUGAAAAUAAAUCACUUGAAACCGAGAAAGUAGUCAAACAAUUAUUUUUAGAAAAUACGAAGGGUAAACGACGACAAACUGCGUCCGAAACUGAAGCUGAGUUGAAUGAAAAUCGUUCUCCUGAAAGAUACAACUAA
Molecule: messenger RNA, 1445 nt
Organism: Dentiscutata heterogama
Lineage: Eukaryota; Fungi; Glomeromycota; Glomeromycetes; Diversisporales; Gigasporaceae
Source: the annotation of a GenBank genome assembly